This is a messenger RNA of Amphibalanus amphitrite, 2199 nucleotides long. RefSeq lists its product as uncharacterized. NCBI's taxonomy places the organism in Eukaryota, Metazoa, Arthropoda, Thecostraca, Balanomorpha, Balanidae. The transcript is spliced from 2 exons. Bases 54 to 1931 code for a protein of 625 amino acids. The record is from RefSeq and is a predicted model, not a curated record.
UCGACCGGCCGACCGUUCGGCUGUGCCGCUGCUGUAGGGCGUUCCGCGGGACCAUGGGGUCUACUCAUCGACCCCCACUGGCCGUGAUUCUGCCAUUAGCUGUGGCUGCUCUGUCAGGCGGUGCCGAUUCCGCCGUCUGGUACGAGGAUCGAAUUAGCAACGGGUGUCGGUUCGAGCCAACCGUCGGCCAGGCCGUUACCAUGGCUUGUGACUACGACGGUGUCAGCUACAGCAGGACGAGAUUUUUUGCUGGAGAACUUCCGCUUUCUAUUCAAGACAUUCGGAUUUCAAAUGCCAGGGGGAUCAUCAUAAAGGAUGAUGCUCUGACGGGCCUAAGAAAUCUCCGCGCAUUUCAUCUGAACAACAUCAGCAACCUCCGGAUUGGUAAAACCGAUUGGAGGAGUACAACGAAAACGGAGAAUAUGACCAUUACAAUGAAUGAUAUAAACCGACUUUACCUGGACCGUGAUGUCUUUUCAAGACUACAGAGUCCUGGUCCCGAAAUUGUCAUCAGCGGAGUGACCAGCUGUAGCAUUGCUGAGUCUGCGUUUGCAGCCGACUCUGUCAUCAAAAGUGUGUCUUUCCAAAACAUCCAGAGCUUGAUCAUAGAGGACAGCGCGAUUCAGUCCCAAAUAGAUCAAGUUCAUAUAAACAACACUGCGUUGCCCGACGGGUGUGGGAACAACUCUUUCAGCGGGCACGUCAGCAACUUCAUCCUGAAUAGGGUGACGAUCGUCCCGACCAUCCGGAGUGGCUGCCUUCAGGCUGAUGACGGCUGGGGGAACCUCACUGUGCUGUCCAGUCAACUAGGAGACAUCGAGCCCCUCGGCAUCAGCGGCACGUUCGACCACUUCCAGAUCCGGAACAGCAGCGUGGGGCGAGUUGGCCAGAGCGGGCUGAACCUCAGCGCGACCUCAUUCAUCAUCUACUCCACUGAGGUCAAGGAGCUGUCGUCGCACGCGUUGGACGUGCGCUUCAACCGAUCAGCGUUACUGCAAAUGUCUUCGUUCAUGUCGGUGCGCGCCAACGCUUUCGUCAGUCUUGCAGCCAAUCCCCGAAGAGUAGCAACGCUUUCCUUCCAGCAAGUCAUAGCUCACGAAGCGGAGUAUGGCUCCCUGAACCUCGCUGAGUACGGACGGGUGUCCCAGCUCGACAUUGCCCUCCGCAUGCCGUGUAGCUGUCAUCCCAACCGCCAGGCGCUCCGGCUCGUGGCAGGGGACGAAAUGUCGAAUAACGACCAGGGAAGAGGAACGCGGCAGGUCCUGGCUCAGGUUCGCUGCGCGGCUGGAGCACUCACGCCGACCCUGGCAGAGUUUGUCUGCUCGAAGUGCGCUGAUCGCGGUGAAGCUGCGUCUCUGUGCCAGGCUAUAGAAGCCAGAAGUUCUGGUUGGAAAAUCUGGAAGCUGGCCUUUGCCAUCGGGCCACCACUGCUGGUCGUGGCUGUAGCUGCUUUGGUGAUAGGUGGAAAAGUGAGGCAGAGAAACACCAGCCCACCGAGCGGCAUAAGCCCGUCACUGGAGCUAGCACAGCUCCCAAAGCCAGUCGCUUUUGAGCGCCGUUACACUGCAGCUCCAAAACCGAAAUCACGUCAGCGUCAGAACGCCGGUGGUGGCGUCACACCACAUCAGCGCGACGAGGUCGACAGCAGCGGUCCUGGGGAGCAGCAUCAUGACCUUGACUCAGAGGCAGUGUACUGUGAGUUGAACGACAUUCGCUAUGUGCCCAAGGACCUGCCGCUAGGUAUCGCAGGUCAACCGAUGUACGAUGACUGUGGUCCCGCAGGUCAGCCAGUGUAUGACGACUGUGGCCCCGCAGGUCAGCCAGUGUAUGACGACUGUGGCCCCGCAGGUCAGCUAGUGUAUGACGACUGUGGCCCCGCAGGUCAGCCAGUGUAUGACGACUGUGGCCCCGCAGGUCAGCGACGUUAUUGAUAAUGAUCUGCCGUAUCAACCAGUGUCAAAAGUCUUUGAUCACGUGGUUCAGCGGGUGAAUGGUAAGGCGAUGUAGUGUGUAAGGAAGUGUACCCCGAACCAACGAGUUAACGAUAGCUUGUGUAAGUUUACAGGGUCAGUGAUGUAUGAAGUUACCCUGCCUAAUUAGGUGCGUCUCCAUAAGACAAGAUGACGUUCAACUCGUUUUGUGCGAGCACGGAGCAAUGUACCUGCCCGCACACAAAGAUGAAUAAAUUGCAUAGCUUCA